UUUAGUUACACCCACUGAUAAUGGAACAAGUUACUAAAAAUCGAACGCGCCGAUAAAAACAUUCUGAGAUCAAGAAAAGCAUGGAUUUAGAAUGGCACCCUCCCUCUGAGGCAGAGAUGAAGAUCCUAGAGGCUCGUCGCGAGAGGUCGGACAGAAUCAGUAAGCUGAUGGGGGAUUAUCUACUGAAGGGCUAUAAGAUGUUGGGCAGUGUCUGUCAGAUUUGUGACACUAUAUUGUUAGAAGAUAGAGAAGGGGUGAACUACUGCAUAGCUUGCAGUGAAUUAGACACCGACACUGAUAAGGAUGAUCCAGUUGUUAGUUCAACAGCAGCCAAAUCUUUGACAGAGGAGAGACAAAUCCCUACCCAAAUAAGAUAUGCUGCAGAGUCCAGUGGUAGAAAUCAAAUCGCCCACGUAUCACAAUCUGUACCGCACUCCAAAAAAUCUAGACCGGAUUUGUAUGAGACAAGUUCCCAGAAUCCCGUGAAAUCAACAGGCGGAUCGGAGAGUUUGGAGCCUUGGCAAAGUUCAGCUGUGAACAGUCUGUGUGAAAAAAUUCAAUGGGCGAGUGAGGAAUUAAAACAUUCUAACAGCGUAGAUUACAGUAUCCAGUUGUGUCAACUCAUUAAGGGGAGCGCGGACGCUCUGCAGAGCUUAAAAUCCUUACAAUGAUUAAAUUACAUUGUCUUCAUGAAAUUGAAAUAGUCUAUAUGGAAUGCGGCUUGUGUUUUUGAUUUUAUAAUAUAUAGAUAAAUACCAACCCAUUAUUUCACCAAAAGGAAUAGAA
Molecule: messenger RNA, 786 nt
Organism: Ostrea edulis (European flat oyster)
Lineage: Eukaryota; Metazoa; Mollusca; Bivalvia; Ostreida; Ostreidae
Product: protein ZNRD2-like
Exons: 4
Coding region: 81-671 (196 amino acids)
Source: RefSeq, a predicted model, not a curated record